This is a messenger RNA of Rosa rugosa (rugosa rose), 875 nucleotides long. Its product is annotated as thylakoid lumenal 15.0 kDa protein 2, chloroplastic. Bases 89 to 760 code for a protein of 223 amino acids. The transcript is spliced from 6 exons. The record is from RefSeq and is a predicted model, not a curated record. Lineage: Eukaryota; Viridiplantae; Streptophyta; Magnoliopsida; Rosales; Rosaceae.
CAAAAUCUAUUCAAUUAUCCUCUUAUCCAAAAUAUUUCGUUAUCCUGAAACUCUGGAAGCCCUUUGCGGCUGUCAGAACCAGGAAACAAUGGCAUUUCUCCUUCCUCCAUGUUCAUCUUCCACUUCCCAAACACCCUCACCUCUCUCAUUCCAUCCACCCAUUACGUCCUCGUCAAAUCUCUCUUCAACCCAAAUUCCAACCAAAUCCAGCAAUGACUGGAUUUCGAAAUUUCGCUCCAAAUCUUUAAAUUUCGCGCUCUCCGGAGCUCUCACACUCGGACUAUCUCUCUCAGGUGUAGGAGUUGCUCAUGCAUUAGUUGGGGUGAACAAGCCAGAAUUGCUUCCAAAAGUGUUCAGUCCAGUGAUUGAUGUAGCCGGCUUCCUCUCCGAUGGCCAGGAGAAAAGGCUAGCUCAGGAGAUUGCUAAUAUAGAGAAGGAUACUGGAUUCAAGUUGAGGGUUCUUGCUCAGAACUAUCCUGACACGCCAGGUUUGGCGAUCAAAGAUUUCUGGCAAGUGGAUGAUAGAACUAUUGUCUUUGUUGCUGAUCCCACUUUUGGCAAUAUACUAAAUUUCAAUGUGGGAGCUUUGGUUGAUCUAGAUGUUCCACGUAGCUUUUGGAGUCGUCUGGCUGGGAAGUAUGGGAAUAUGUUUUAUUGGAAAGAGAAGGGGGAAGAUGGAUCAAUUGAAGCUGCUGUAACCGCAAUAUCUAACUGCUUGAGAGAACCUGUAGGCUCUAAUAAUUGUUCCGAGGUAUAUUAAUACAAGUGAACCCUGUCCAUUUGUAAAAAGGAUUUUAAAGUAGGAAUGUACCAUCUUGUUAAAUAUGUAUUGACUACUUUUGAGAAAUCUAGUAAUAUUGUUAUGUUGGUUUUAA